Messenger RNA from Pipistrellus kuhlii (Kuhl's pipistrelle), 2093 nucleotides. It is a transcript of the gene RRAGB, whose product is annotated as Ras related GTP binding B. Gene Ontology annotation, molecular function: GTPase activity; GTP binding. Lineage: Eukaryota; Metazoa; Chordata; Mammalia; Chiroptera; Vespertilionidae. The transcript has 11 exons. Gene Ontology annotation, cellular component: Gtr1-Gtr2 GTPase complex; lysosome; nucleus. Gene Ontology annotation, biological process: positive regulation of TOR signaling; cellular response to starvation; cellular response to amino acid stimulus. The record is from RefSeq and is a predicted model, not a curated record. The coding region runs from base 571 to 1695 and encodes 374 amino acids.
GUGACCCCGCCCGCAGUCGUGUGGCUGCAGCGAAGCACCUGGGCUCCUGAAGGGCGGGCGGUUAGGUCGUAAACGUCGCCAGCGCCGGCGGCGGACUCGCGGGCUUGGGCGGGCUCGGGCAGCACGAGCCCAGCUGCGAUCGCCGCUCAGUGCCUGCGCCGCUCUGCUCCUCCUGCCGCCUCCGCCUCCGCCAUCCCCACCUCCCUGCGGGUGAAGUCACCUUUGGGUCUCCCGAGACCUUGGGGCGUGAGGCCCCAACUCGAGACCCCCCCCCCAUCCCCGCCUCACCCCCUCUUUCCCGCUCCCCCGCUCCUCCUCCAUCUCUUCCUCUGCAUCACCGCAUCCCUUAGCCUCGGAGCCGGCCGGCUGGGCUGUGCCUCGGGGCCAAGUUUGAGGUGGUAAAGGGUAAAGGGGGCCAGCAGCCCCCCCAGUGGACAAAGGCGAAGGCAAGAUCGGAGCGGGCCUAGGGGCUGCAGGCGCUGAGGACAGGCGGCUGAGGGGGUGGCCGAGUGGGGGGGGGCAGCAAGCGUACUGCGGCUGUAGCAGGGACCGCAAAGGACUUGUUGCACGAUGGAAGAAUCUGACUCCGAGAAAAAGAUGGAGAAGGAGAAUCUGGGGCCAAGAGCGGACCCUCCCAUUGGGGAGCCGGAAGGAUCGCUUGGGUGGGCGCUGCCAAAUACAGCCUUGAAGAAAAAGGUGCUAUUGAUGGGUAAAAGCGGAUCUGGUAAGACCAGCAUGAGAUCAAUUAUCUUUGCAAAUUAUAUUGCCAGAGACACCCGUCGCCUUGGUGCAACAAUACUAGACCGUUUACAUAGUCUUCAAAUUAAUAGCAGUUUGAGCACCUACUCUCUCGUAGACUCUGUUGGAAAUACAAGGACAUUUGAUGUAGAACAUUCCCAUGUUCGAUUUCUGGGAAACCUGGUGUUGAACCUGUGGGACUGUGGUGGACAGGACACCUUCAUGGAAAACUACUUCACUAGCCAACGGGACAACAUCUUCCGAAAUGUGGAGGUUCUGAUUUAUGUCUUUGAUGUGGAGAGCCGCGAACUGGAGAAGGACAUGCACUAUUACCAGUCAUGCCUGGAGGCCAUUCUGCAGAACUCGCCAGAUGCCAAAAUCUUUUGCUUGGUGCACAAGAUGGAUCUGGUACAGGAGGAUCAGCGGGAUCUGAUUUUCAAAGAGCGAGAAGAAGAUCUGAGGCGUUUGUCUCGCCCACUGGAAUGUUCUUGCUUCCGGACAUCUAUCUGGGAUGAAACUCUUUAUAAGGCUUGGUCCAGCAUUGUUUAUCAGCUGAUUCCCAAUGUUCAGCAGCUCGAAAUGAACCUGAGGAAUUUUGCCGAAAUUAUUGAGGCUGACGAAGUGCUUCUAUUUGAGAGAGCUACUUUUCUGGUGAUUUCUCACUAUCAGUGCAAAGAGCAGCGUGAUGCCCACAGAUUUGAAAAAAUCAGCAACAUUAUUAAGCAGUUUAAGCUGAGCUGCAGCAAGCUGGCUGCUUCUUUCCAGAGCAUGGAAGUAAGGAACUCUAACUUCGCUGCUUUCAUUGAUAUCUUUACAUCCAACACCUAUGUGAUGGUUGUGAUGUCUGAUCCAUCCAUUCCUUCUGCAGCGACUCUGAUCAACAUCCGCAAUGCCAGGAAACACUUUGAAAAGCUGGAAAGAGUGGACGGACCAAAGCAGUGUCUUCUCAUGCGCUAAGCAUUGCCAAAAUGCUGUUUCAGAAAAGAAAUCAAAAUACUGUUUCUUAAUCUUACUGUUGAAUUAGUAUAUGUAGACUCUGAAAUGUUGUGAUGCUUACCACUUCUGUAUUUCUUCCCCACUCCUCAGUCUUAAUGUUUACCCUUGAAUGCUAUUUACGCAAAUAGCCAAUGAGAAACUAGAAGAUGAGCUGUCCAUGAAUCCGAUCUGACAUAAAACUAGGUAAUAUGUGAGUGUUCUGAUGAUAAGGUUUUAAUAGCGUGUUCUGAUAAUCUUGUUCCAAUAGUUGUGUGUGCCAAAGCCUCUUUUAACAUUGUCUUGUAUUCCCUAUGAUAGUAACCUAGAAAUUUGGAGUAUUACUAUUCCUCAGCAUGCGUUAAAAUGAUCCUUAACUCCGA